GUAUAAGUGACAGCCACAGACGGAAAAGGUGCAACAGUAGGCUACAGCAGUGAAUCCAAUGCAAUAGAAGAAUAACACCUGAAGUGCGAAUACCACAGAGGGAACCCUGUUCCGAACAAGUUUUGCAGUAUGGGAAUAUCUUCCUCCAGCCUUCUGGAUGAGAGCAAAUCCAACUUUGUGAGAGGCCAAGCAGGUGCGACGUUGAAGGACUUCAGCCCUUUCUACAAGCAUCAGUACCUGGUGGCCUUCUUCUCCAAGGUUCAGGAUGAUGUGGAGCAGAAGAAGACGGGCCAGACCCAGCUGCUCAAACAGAGGGAGCCCCCAAAGCCUGCAGAGAUCCUGUAUGAGGAGAAUGUACUGUUCUUUGAUGAUACCAGGAAGUGGAAGGAGCGGUUUGUGGUGGUGCGAGCCAACUACAGUCUGGAAUGCCAUGACAGCUAUGAGACAUUUGUGAAAGGUGUACAACCACGGUACAGGCUCCUUCCAACAGGGGGCACUGUGCUGACGUCAGAGGACAAGUACAUGGUCUUGGUGGAUAAGUUGUGCCCUGACCUUAACAACGUGAAGGAGGAGUUUGCCCCUCCCAUGGCAACCGUGCCUGGGCAGUUCCCGGUCUACCUGAGGCUGCCGUACCGCCGGGACUCCUACUUCUGUUUCCGGGAGGAGGCCCGUCGCUCCCGGUUCAUCUCCGUCCUGACCGACUGCAUCCGACACCAGAACCAAGAUUUCCUAGGGAAGCCGGCUUGUGAGGUGCUGGCUUUCCGGAAGGCGAUCCGGUUCCUCAGACAGGAGAAGGAUCUCUAUCUCUCAUGGGACAUGCUGAUCGGCAGUGACGUGAGGGUCUUAUCCAACCUGGUGAUGGAGAAGUUGUUGCCCACUCUGCAGACUGAAAUGUUGCCUCGUCUGAAAGGAAGGAAGACGGACAGGAAAAAAGCAUGGUUUGCUACGGUGGAGGCCGCCUACAUCCUGGUCCAGGAGCAGCUCCUGAAGGGGCUGUCGGCUCUGAAGCAGGAAUGCAGGGCGGCGGCCAAGCAGCAGGAGGCCCUGAUCCGCUCCAACAUGGACCAGAUCAUCUCCUCCCAGGACUUCCUGGCCGGGAAGCUGAGAGCCGUUGUGACGGAGCCAGCGGAGAGGUUCUGCUCGGAGCAUGUGCGGCCGCACCUGGCGCCCGUCCUGGAGGAGCUGAUGGGGCCGGUGAGCGCGGGCUUCCAGGAGACGCGGGCGCUGUGCGAGCGCCACAUGAGCCAGCUGUGCCAGGACUUCCAGGAGAGCCGCAGCGCCGACGAGCUCAAGCUGGCCCUGGGGCAGCUGCGGAAGACCGAUCUCCAAGGCUGCUACGCUCACGUGGACGUCCUCCAGGACCAGCUGCAGGAGCUCCAGAGCCGCUACGGCUUCUCCAACUGCCCCGGCCUGGUGCACAGCACGCAGAUUGACAUGCAGCAGCUGAUGAGGAACGCAGUGUACACAUUUGAGCAGCUCCUGCUCACCACCCUGACAGACAAUCCUGCAAAGCCAGGCUCUGCCAUGGAAAAGGCCAAGCAAAGAGUCUUGAAGCAAUACGACUAUGACAGCAGCACGGUGAGAAAAAGGAUCUUCCAGGAGGCCCUGUUGGACAUGACUCUCCCUGCCAUUAAGAAGAGCCUGGCUCCCACAUGCAAACCAGAACUGCAGGCCUUUGAUCAGUACAUCUUUGCUGAUUAUUCAAAUUUCAUACAAGUGGAAAAUGUAUAUGAAGACAUUCUGUUGCAGACAUUGGAAUGUGAAGUCAGCAAAGUGGUGAAUGAGGCUGCCAGUCUGAAGAAACACAACCUAUUUUUGGACGGCACUGACUUACGCCUCACAAGCCAGUCCAGCCUGAGUGAAGGCCCGACCCCGCCUGGAUCCAUGCCUGCCAGCCCUGUUAAGAGCGCCCAAUCACUGACCCCCACCUCUCCGCUGGGAAAUGGCCAGCUAGUGGCUCCAGAGCAGGGGGACACAUCCGGUGUAACAGAGAAAGAGCUGGUUGAGAAUGGAGAAAAUCAAGUCACAACUGAAACAGUGAAUGGGGGCAUGCAUAUCACUCCUGAAACUGAGGAGAUUACAUCUAGCACAGCUGAAGCUGAAAAACAGGUAACACCUAGCACACCUGAAGCUGUGGAGAUAGCAUCUAGCACAGCUGAAGCUGACAAACUGGUCACACCGAGCACACCUGAAACUGAGGAGAUUACAUCUAGUACAGCUGAAGCUGAAAAACAGCUCACAUCUAGCAUACCUGAAGCUGAGGAUAUUACAUCCAGCACAGCUGACGCUGACAAGCAGGUCACACCGAGCACACCUGAAACUGAGAUUACAUCUAGCACAGCUGAAGCAGACAAGCAGGUCACACCUAGCACACCUGAAGCUCAGACGGUAAUUCUGCCUAGCCCACCUGAAUCUAAGACGGCGAUUAUGCCUUGUGAAACUGAGAAGGAGCUCACUCCUAGCACAGCUGAAAUUGAGCAGGAGAGCAAACCUGACACAGCAGAGGUUGAGAAGGAAAGCACACUGAGCAGUGGUGAAACUGAGGAGGGCAUUCCCAGUUUAGCCCAAGUAGAAAAAGAGGACACACCCACUGCGGCAGAGACAGAGGAGGACAUGCCAAGUGCAACAGUAGCAGAAGAGGUUGCACCCGCUGCAGCUGAACCGACAGAUAAAGACGUCAUUUGCACAGCUGCGGCAGAGCAAGAGGAAGUAGUCAGUGUACCUGAGACACCGGCAGAGCCAGCCGCUGCAGCCACCUCACUGCAGAGUGUCGAGCCCCUACCAAGCCCCAGCACUGACUCUGCUGGUGCGGAAAACCCUGAUAUGGACGGUAUGGUGGCUGCCAGUUCCAGUCCUCCUUCGGCCGAGGCUGCCACAGGCACAGACAGCCCAUCAGUGCUCGUGAUUGACAAGGCUGAAGAGAAUGAAGACAGCAAUGCUGUGGCUGACCCAGAGGAGGCCUCCACAGAUGCUGUCACAGACCCUGGAGCGCCCUCUAUGGGCUCCGCUAAUGCUGAGGGGCCCAAGGUCAGUGUCGACUCCCCAGAGGCGGGCGGCGAUACUGGAGCCAUGUCCGCUGAGGGCUCCGAGGAUGAUGACGCUGCCUGGUCCACCACCGACGAGGUCACGGAGAGUGACGUUUCCCUGACCUCCGACCCCACGGUGGAGGGAACGGGCGCCAUCCCAGAAACCCUCGACGCCGGCCCCGUUUCAGAGGCUACGGAACCCGAAGCGAGCAUCGACCCCGUCCCCACUGCCGAGAAAGCAGAAGGGGGUGCCGUUACCGUGGGAGACCAGCCCUCCGCAGAGCCUACGGAGAACGCCCUCCCCACCGCCGCGGUCUCCCCCACAAUCAGCUCUCCGGCCGAGGCCAAGCCGGCUGAGGAGCCUGGGUCAGUGAAGGAGCAAGCCCCAGACUGCAUCAGACAGAUCCGCGACCUGGUGGUGGAGGUGAUAGAAGUGGAGGAGAUGGUGCAGCGCUACCCGAACAGCAGCAGCUCAUGAACCCUGCUGUCCAGACGCUUCAGCGCCAGAGAGCAGAAACACAGAGAGCGCAGAGGCUAGAGCAGCAGAGCCAGUACCAACGUGCCAGUACAAACCUACGCUUAGCAGUGGACACAGCUACCAUGCCUGGUUAUCCACAUUCUAAACGUACCUUAUUUUGAGGAUGCAAGCUCUAAGUGGCCUACCAUCAAUCAAAGUGAUUAUGUAUCCUGUAACACUGUAAUCCCCCUGGGCAGGGUCGUAAGAAUAGUACAUCUCCAUUACUCCUGACAGUGUGUAGAUAAAACCAAAAGACCAAAAAAAAAAAAACUUAAAGAAUGAUUUUCAUUUAGCCUAAGGAUUUAAGUUUUAAUUCCUUGAAGAUUUAAGUUAAUUACUUAAAGGGAUAGUAAACUCUGGGGUUUUCUCAUAUUAAUUUGUUUCGGUUGGCUCAGGCAGUUUCAUGUGCAGUGAUGGAUGUUUUAGAUACAGGCACAGGGCCGUUUGAGGGUCUAAAGCAAGAAAAUACGAAUCAAGUAGCUUGAAAGCAGUGUGUACACCGACGUUUGAAAACACUAAAAAAAACUAUCCCUUUAAGUAGAAUAAAAGUGUCAUCUGUGAGUUUCUUGACCAAGUACCAGUUUAGUCAUCUGGUAGAAAUAGUUGUAUAAUAAGAGUACUCCUUUUCUUUUUAACAUUUAUAUAAUUUAUAUUAUUCAAAUGAUUUCAUGUGAAAAUGUUACAAAUGUUUUAUGCAUCGGUGCAGUGUGAAAACAGUUUUGAAGUUAAUGAAUUACAAGUUGGGAAACUACUGGAAUGUUGUGAAAGAUACUGUAGUUUGGAAUAGGGGUAUACCACACUUCACUAAUAUUAACUUUUUUUGCAUUAAGACAACCAAAGCACAGCUCGCUUGUGUAUGUUGUGGGAUUCCUGUAAGACCCCAUAUGAUCCAUUAUGGAAAUGUUUUGACAGACUCACAUUCUACGCUGCUUACCAUGAGGAAACUGUACAUUUCCCUUCAUUAUGGGAAUGUGUUUAUACAACAUGGGCAUCUUGCCUUUGAUCUUUGACCUUGUUCUGUUGUGGUAGUUGUAAGUGCUCAUUUUCACUUUGGACCAUUUUCAGUCCAUCGCAUAUCAGAAUCUGCUGUAGAAUACACUUACUCUAUAAAAUUUCACACUGUGAAAACGGUUACACCAUACAUUAUGGUCCUAAAGUGAGAAUGAUUUUUCACAUUUUCAUGUUUCCAUUUUCAUUUCUUGACAGUUUAAAACUGUGACGUCUGCCCAAACUAUACAGUCAUCCAUGAUUGCCUGUUCAGUGGGUGUAGUUUUAUUUUUUCAUUUAAUUCUAAUCAUACUGAUUUAUGACACCCCCUACUGUGCUAUGCGAGGUGAAAGGUAGUGUGUUUGGUUGCAUUCCAAAUAGGCCCCUUGCCCCCUGUUCCCAUCUGCAAGUGAUCACUUUGUGUAGGUUUUUUUUUACCUGGGCCAUUAAAAUAACUUAUUUCAGUAGUUCAGUGAGCGGGUGGAGGCAUCUUAUCAAAUGUGACCAUCUAAUUAUCAGACAGAACUGCUGAGAUCCAUUUGGUCCAAAUUAAAGCAUUAAUAACA
This is a messenger RNA of Anguilla anguilla (European eel), 5096 nucleotides long. It is a transcript of the gene niban1a, whose product is annotated as niban apoptosis regulator 1a. The transcript has 14 exons. Bases 130 to 3504 code for a protein of 1124 amino acids. NCBI's taxonomy places the organism in Eukaryota, Metazoa, Chordata, Actinopteri, Anguilliformes, Anguillidae. The record is from RefSeq and is a predicted model, not a curated record.